CACCAAGACGGUCAGGCCAAAAUGAAUAACUGCUGCUGUAGGUCGCAUAGCGAUCGCACGGAUCCCAUGGCCUGUCUUCCCCAGUUUCCACGUCUACAGCGGGUCCAAAGUUGUCGGCCAUUUUUGGAGGGACGGAAGGCAGUCAGCUGUUGUAUUUCGGGCGAGAGGCGUUGGGGUCAGAGAAACGGAAGUAUGAUCCAGGUUCUGGCCAAGAUGGUGAACAAGUCGUCCAGUACGGUCUGCCAAUUCCUCCACCAGUUGACACUGCAGGUCUUCGCCAGAAUUCUAUAUCCAUUGAUGAUGGGUUGGAAUACGCUGAAGGUACCGUUUGUUAUACCUGAUAUCUGUGAGCUAUACUACGGGAUAUUCGACGAAUGUGGUAACUUGAGGGGUUCCAUUCCCACGAGGACGUUGCUCAUCCUUAUUACCAUGAUCCAGUACUUUCUAAAUCUACCCAAGCGGUGUGGAUGCAGAAGCCAGGCAGAUGAUUUCAGGAACGUUCACAGUCCCGUCUAUUGUGGCAAAAAUGCGAUGACGCCAUUCUCGGGACAGGGGAUCACACAAAAAGGACCAUCGACGAGAAGUGAAGUGUGGGCGGGACUUAAGCGAUUGGGAUACGAAAGACGUGGCGAUCUAGAUAGUUAUCCCUCGGAUGAGUCCAUUCCAUAUGGCUAUGCACCCCAUCGAUGUCCUUGCCAGGCCGGGGAUCCCAAGAUCCAAAGAUACGCACAGGGAAUUACGAACCCCUAUGCAAAUAGGACUGGGGCCGUGAGAUCGUUGGUCUGCGCGGAGGAGCUGGAAAGUCCCAUAUUAGCUUGCGAUUACAAUCAGCGAACUCCAAUGGCACCCAUUUCACCGAAAGCAGCCCAAUUUAUUCACAUCAAUCAAAUCUCGAACCUAUAUGCUGCAGUCGUACAAAACCAACAUACAAGACUAUUAUUUUCCGAUGGAAGGCCUCCAAAGCCACGGGUAAGACCCUGCACUGAGAACCAAAACAGAUCCUCGGGGGGUUUCAUGAUGCCCGAACCAUAUUUCAAUGGAAUGCCAUGGAGUUGGCUGCACAGAGAUCCUCAAAGAAUGAUUCGUCUGCCAAGUGGAGGUCUUCCUUUGAAAAUCCCCCGUUACAGACGUCAACCUUUGGAUGAAGAGUACCACAGCUUUAAAAGUAGAUAUGAACAAAUUAGCAGACAGGACAGCCCUUUCAAAGAAAGCAGCUUAUUGCCUUUGGACUAUUACCCAUCUGAAAAUAGACUUGGCCCACGAAAUAGGUUGCAAUCGAUAAGCUGGGAGAAAAAACUACUGAAUCCUCAAAAUUAUCCUAUGAAAAAUAUUUCCAAUUAUCUAGGUAAAAUCCCAGUUAAGCAACUAAGAAAAAUUGAGUGGGAGCAGCUCCUUAUAAAAAGAAUUAAUGAAGCAAAGAGAACUAAGGGAACUUUCGAUUACUGGAGGGAGAUGAUGGAAAGAAAUAAGUUGAGAACACUUCAACAAACAAUAAUGGACAUACCAAUAUUCCCUGCCAAAAAGAGUGGGUUUUCUCAAUCAAGAAAACAGAGUGACCGCAUUAUAAUAAAGAAAAGCAAUAACUCCCUGAGAUCACCAAGACAAAACCAAAAGAAAUUAGAAACCGAAAAACCUGGGGUUUCAAAAAGGGCAAAUAACAGUCAUAGAACUCAAAUAUCACCUCAACAUCGAGUAAAACAACCCUAUAGUAGCCAAGGAAAACAGACUUUAAAAAAUCACCUCGAACAACAGGUUAAGCCUCAAGUCAUCAAUAAGAAUAAGUCUGUAGAUAAGACUUUGCGUUUGGCAAGAAAUGAAAUAAAAAAUAACCAAAUUAAAAAUCAAAAUCGAAAAUCAAAUUAUCCUGAUCCCGAGGAUUAUAGAAGAGAAAGGGCUAGAAACCAAAGGCAGAAUAGGAAAACUGCUGGGGAGUCUGUCAUGCUAAUAAAGCCGGCAAAAAGUAUUAUACGAAAGUCUGUGGACACUCAGUUAAAUGAAAUAUCCCAGGAAGAUAUAACAAGUUUGAAGAAACAAUUAGAGAUGAACAUAAGUGAUAAAAGGGUACGAUUCAGUGUUCCCAUGCCUUACAGGUUUGAAAGAGAAACACCAGCAGAAGAUCCGAAAAGAAAAACCAAUUUCAAAAGUAAACUACCUGAAAGGUAUGUUCUUCCUGAAGGUGGCGAUCAGAUACCAAAGCAGUUCAGUAAGCUCGAUAGUCAAGAUAAAAGUGCUACAAAAAGUGUAGUUUGCCGAAGAUCGGGAAAGUCACCGGAACAUGGUUUCAGGAAAAAGCGAUUGCAAUCAGAUGAUGUCACAGAACUGCCCACACAAAGUAAUCGACCUACGACGGGUGCCCAAAGUAAAUAUUAUGGAAAUUCCAAAACAAAACCUAACAAACCCCUCGGUAGAAGCUGUAAAAUCCAGCCCAAAGUAUUGUUAUCCAGAGAGAAAACUAAAGACGUGCAGACACUGAAUAACUGAGUGAAGCGAUGAAAGUCAUUAGGUUAUUUGUUAUGAUAGCAGCGUUCUUGUAAUCUAUCUAUCUAUUGGAUUGAUGUUAUUCCCAAUAUUUACCUGAAUUAUCUAAAAUCAAUAUGAGCUAUAUGGUAUAUUUUUGUUACUAAGCUUAAGCACCGCUUGUAUAGAGAUAUCACGCCUGACCGCCUAUUAAAUUUUCGUUUUAAAA
Messenger RNA from Drosophila santomea, 2686 nucleotides. RefSeq lists its product as uncharacterized. Lineage: Eukaryota; Metazoa; Arthropoda; Insecta; Diptera; Drosophilidae. Bases 22 to 2481 code for a protein of 819 amino acids. The record is from RefSeq and is a predicted model, not a curated record. The transcript has a single exon.